Messenger RNA from Brettanomyces bruxellensis, 825 nucleotides. RefSeq lists its product as uncharacterized. The coding region runs from base 1 to 825 and encodes 274 amino acids. The record is from RefSeq and is a predicted model, not a curated record. Lineage: Eukaryota; Fungi; Ascomycota; Pichiomycetes; Pichiales; Pichiaceae. Gene Ontology annotation, molecular function: RNA-DNA hybrid ribonuclease activity; magnesium ion binding; nucleic acid binding. Gene Ontology annotation, biological process: DNA replication, removal of RNA primer. The transcript has a single exon.
AUGGGGAAAAAAUACUACGCAGUUGCAAAUGGCAGACAGAAUGGUGUCUUUUCAGACUGGUCUAGUUGUAAAAGUUCAGUGAACGGUUACUCCAACUCUCAAUUCAAAGGCUUUAAUUCGCGUGCUGAAGCUGAAGCGUAUGUUGGGGGCAAUUCCAGCAGUUCUGGAGAUGCUUCUUCCAGCGGGGGAUCAUCUAGUGGAGGAUAUUCUAGGGGAUAUUCUGGGGGAUCUUCAUUUACUCCCUCUUACGGAGGAGGCUAUUCUGGCUCAUAUUCGAGCCAAAAGUCGACUGCUUCUUCAGGAAGAGGAUCGAGUGGUUCUUCAGGUCAAAAAUCAAGUGACUCUUCAUCUCACUGGGUUUACACUGAUGGUGCAUCGAAGAACAAUCAAGACCAAAGCAAGUCUGUUGCCGGAUACGGCGUUUUUUUCGGCCAUAACGACUCCAGAAAUGUCGCUGCCCCAUUGAGAGGCAAUAAGCAGUCCAAUCAGAGAGCUGAAAUCAUGGGUGUUGAUACUGCCGUUGACAAAAUUUUGACUGGUGGUGUAGACAAAAAGUAUAAUAUUGCAACCGACUCGAUGUACACAAUACACUCUUUGACUGAUUGGGGCAAUCGGUGGCGGGAGAAUGGCUGGAGGGGAUCAUCUGGAAAACCGGUGGAGAACAGAGAUGUGAUUGAACCUUGCUUGAAUAAAAUUGACAAGCUUAACGAAAUCUAUAAUGAUAAGGGCUAUGACAAAUUGGAGUUCAAGCAUGUUCCUGGACACCAAGGCAUCGAAGGUAAUGAAAUGGCUGACAAGCUUGCAAAUGAAGGCUGCCGCAAGUAG